Lachancea mirantina is the source of this 1326-nucleotide messenger RNA. Lineage: Eukaryota; Fungi; Ascomycota; Saccharomycetes; Saccharomycetales; Saccharomycetaceae. The record is from the annotation of a GenBank genome assembly.
AUGUCCCACGAAGGAGAGGAAGAUCUAUUAGAAUAUUCCGACAACGAACAAGAGAUUCAAGUCGAGGCCGCUAAGAGCAAUGAGGCAGCAGCUGCAGAAACAGCUGGUGAUGCCGCAGAAAAUGGUGCCGACGGUGACAAGAAGGGUUCUUACGUUGGUAUCCAUUCGACUGGUUUCAAGGACUUUCUCUUAAAGCCUGAGCUUUCUAGAGCGAUCAUUGACUGUGGAUUCGAACAUCCAUCUGAAGUUCAACAACACACAAUUCCACAGUCAAUCCACGGUACCGAUGUGCUGUGUCAAGCGAAAUCUGGUCUGGGUAAGACCGCCGUCUUCGUGCUUUCAACUUUGCAGCAGCUCGAUCCAGUUCCAGGUGAAGUGUCGGUUGUUGUGAUCUGCAAUGCCAGAGAAUUGGCGUACCAAAUCCGCAACGAAUAUCUCAGAUUUUCCAAGUACAUGCCUGAGGUCAAGACUGCCGUGUUCUACGGAGGUACCCCGAUUGCCAAAGAUGAAGAGCUAUUGAAGAACAAAGAUACGGCUCCCCACAUCGUAGUUGCCACGCCCGGGCGUUUGAAAGCACUUGUUCGUGAUAAGAUUAUCGACCUUUCACACGUCAAGAAUUUUGUUAUCGAUGAGUGUGACAAGGUGCUAGAAGAACUGGGUAUGAGAAAAGACGUUCAAGAUAUUUUCAGAGCCACACCAAGAGACAAACAAGUGAUGAUGUUUUCGGCCACUUUGUCCCAAGAGAUCAGACCAAUUUGCAGGCGUUUCUUACAAAAUCCUUUGGAAAUCUUUGUCGAUGACGAGGCCAAAUUGACAUUGCACGGUUUGCAACAAUAUUUCAUCAAGUUGGAGGAACGCGAAAAGAACCGCAAACUUGCUCAAUUGCUGGACGAUUUGGAAUUCAACCAGGUUAUCAUCUUUGUCAAAUCCACUUCCAGAGCUAAUGAAUUGACCAAGCUUCUAAACGCGUCGAACUUCCCUGCUAUUACUGUCCACGGCAGCAUGAAACAAGAAGAACGCAUUGCACGCUACAAAGCCUUCAAGGACUUCGAGAAGCGUAUUUGUGUUUCCACUGAUGUUUUUGGUAGAGGUAUCGAUAUUGAGCGCAUUAAUUUGGCUAUCAAUUACGAUUUACCCAAUGAAGCCGACCAAUACUUGCACCGCGUCGGAAGAGCAGGAAGAUUUGGUACUAAGGGUUUGGCUAUUUCUUUUGUUGCCACGAAAGAGGAUGAGGAGAUCCUGAGUAAAAUCCAGGACCGUUUCGAUGUCAAAAUUGCCGAGUUCCCUGAAGAGGGAAUUGACCCAUCCACGUAUUUGAACGCUUAA